This is a messenger RNA of Vicia villosa (hairy vetch), 3557 nucleotides long. RefSeq lists its product as uncharacterized. NCBI's taxonomy places the organism in Eukaryota, Viridiplantae, Streptophyta, Magnoliopsida, Fabales, Fabaceae. The coding region runs from base 1329 to 2453 and encodes 374 amino acids. The transcript has 2 exons. The record is from RefSeq and is a predicted model, not a curated record. Gene Ontology annotation, molecular function: nucleic acid binding; zinc ion binding.
UAAAUUAAAUAAAAACUCUCUGCAUAUUUUUUUUUACCAAAUAGAAAUUUCAUCAAGUGAUACUUUUGAUUCAUAUUUUUUCAUAUCAUCAUAUUCAUAAAGUAUCUUGAGCACUUAAGAGAGUAUAUUAUUCUUGAGUUUCAUAUUUGAAAGAGAAGAAGUCCUUCAUAGGAUUUAUAUACUACAUAUUUAUUUAUUCAAAAAAAUUCUUCUUUGUAUCACAUCUUAUAUUUCCAGGAUUGUUGGAAUUAAGAUUGUGUGAAGUGUAUUCAUUGUUUUCAGGAUUGUUGGAAACAAGAAGUUGAAAGUGAGAGGAUUGUUCUCAUUUCAACUUGAUAAAUCCAAGAAGAUUGUUCUUGGUGGUUUGGGUGUUAGAAGAUUGUAGGAUAAGUCUUGGGAUUAGGCUUGUACAAAUAUCUAACAAUAGUGAAAUCUCUUUCGUGUUGAAAGGGGACUGGAGUACUCUCGGAUUGUGAGGGGAACCAGUAUACAUCAUUGUGUUCUUUACUUUUCCGCAUUUUACCGCUUUCAUCACUAUUACCAAGAAAAGAAAAGAACCAUUCCAAAAUCUUCAAACACUUAACCAAAAAUAAGUACAAGUAUUCUAAAACCGGAUAAAUCUUCAAAGUCCUAAUUCACCCCCCCCCCCCCCCUUUUAGGCGCACUCUUAAAUUAACAAUUGGCAUCAGAGCAGGUUAUAGGUAACCUGUUCCUAAAGAUCCAGAAUUGCUUCCGCAAAUCAAAAUCCAGUUUUUAGAGAUGGUGGUAGUAACAACAAGCCUCCAUUAUUUUGUGGUGAAUACUUUGACUUUUGGAAAAUCCGAAUGAAGGCCCACUUAGAAACACAAGGAGAAGAAGUAUGGGAAGCAGUCCAAAAUGGUCCCUUUGUUCCUACAACUGUUGUCGAUGGUGUUGAAUCAACAAAGCUUAAAAUUUCAUGGAAUGAUGAUGAUAGAAAGAAGGUUCUUGCUGACAAAAAGGCUAUCAAUCUUCUUCAAGGUGCUCUUAGUAUGGAUGAAUUUUUCCGAGUAUCGGCAUGUACAACAGCAAAGGAAAUAUGGGAUACUCUUGUAGAAACUCAUGAAGGUACCACCGAAGUUAAAAGAUCAAGAUUGAAUACCUUAAGUCAAGAAUACAAACUGUUUAGAAUGAAGCCCAGAGAAACUAUUCUCGAAUUGCAAAAAUGAUUCGUUCAUUUGACAAAUCACUUGAAGGCACUUGGUAAGACCCUUACUACCGAAGAACUAAAUCUAAAGGUGCUUAGAUCUUUAACAAGAGAGUGGCAACCGAAAGUAACGGCGAUAUCCGAGAAAAAGAAUCUAUCAAAGAUGACUUCUGCAACCUUGUUCGGUAAACUUCAAGAAUAUGAAACAGAACUCGGAAGACUUGAAACACAUGAAAUUCAAAUAAAAGAUUCAAAAGAUAUUGCCUUGAAGACAAGAGUCAAGCAUCAUGAUAGCAAUCAAGAGGAUGAAUCCACUAGUGAAGAAGAUAAUGAGUUUAUCAAAAAGUUCGAAAAAUUUCUAAGAAAAGAAAGGAAAAAGGAGAUCAUUAAAGAUGAAGCACCAACAAGGAAGAUUAAAUGCUUUGAAUGUGGAGAAAGAGGACAUGUCAAAAGUGAAUGCCCUAAACUUGAAAAGAAGAACAAAUACUUCAAGAAAAAUAAGGAUAAAAAAUCAAAGAAAGCAUAUGUAGCAUGGGAUGACAAUGAAAUAAGUUCAUCUUCAGAUGAAGAACAUGUGAAUCUUGCAUUGGUAGCAACACACCAUUCUGAUGAUGAAGACAAUGAGGUUAGUAAUGCAUUUUCUCUUUUUGAUAAUGAUGUUCAAGGUUCUAUAAAUGAAUUAUUGAAUGAAUGCAAAAUCUUGUAUAAAACCGUAUCAACUCAAAAGAAACAAAUCAAAACUCUUGAAGAGAAAAUGGAUACCAUGCAGAAAGAUUUUGAUGUUGAAAAGAAACAAUAUGUUGAUAAAAUAGAACAAAAAUAUACAUGUAAUAAAUGUGAAUUACUUUCUUUUCAAAUUGUUCAAUUAAAGAGAGUACUUGAAAGGUAUGAAAAAGGACAAAUUAGGUUGGAAGGUGUCCUUAGGCAACAAAGAUUCCCUAAUGAUAAAAGUGGUCUUGGAUAUGCAAAGUCUAACAAACCAAGUACUAGUAAAACUAUUUUUGUGAAGGCAAGUGAACAAUUCAACAAAUUGGAUAAAGCACAAAAGGUUCAUCAUCAUCCUAAAAGGUUUCCUAAAAAGAAACCAUAUGUUCCUAGAUAUAAAAGUAAUUUUGUUUCUACUUGUUUUUAUUGUGGUAUUGUUGGUCAUACACCUAAUGCUUGCUAUGUAAGAAAUUUCAGUGUGGCAAGUGGUCAUUAUGUGUGGGUUAAGAAAGGAACUAACUAUGAUGGACCAAAGCACAUUGGGUACCAAAUCAAACUUAAUUUGUUUUGUAGGAUUGCUUGAGGACCACUUAAAAUCUAUGGUGUUUUUAUGACAAGUGGUGGUUCUAAGCAUUUGAUGGAAGAUUUAAACUAACUUUCAAAUCUAGUUAUAAAGUCCAAGGGUGAUUUCACAUAUGGAGAAUACCUUAAAGGAAGAAUUCUUGGCAUUGACAAAGUUGGAGCACUAAUUUUCAUAUCAAUUGAAGAUGUACUUUAUGUUGAAAGACUAAAGCAAAAUCUUCUAAGCAAAAGUCAACUUUGUGACAAAAAGCUUCAAAAUAAUAUUCACCAAAGAUGAAUAUUUGAUGAAGUCACUCAUGAGGUAAAACUCAUAGGUAAAGAAUUAAUUGUGUUCAUAUUUUAUUUUCAAUAAUUUAUCUUUUUCCCAUCCUUUUUGAUAAUGACAAAGGGGGAGAAGAUAUUUGUGUGUAUGUGUAUGCUUGUCUCUAACUUUUGCAGCCACAAAGAACCAAAUUCUCUAUCAAUCAAGGGAGGUCUUUGAUAAAGGGGGAGUUAUCAAAGUUAGGGGGAGCAUUCACAUAAGAACUUCUCAUUUAUUCUAAGAGAUUCAAGCAUUUCAACUUUCAAUGGUUGUCAUCAUCAAAAAGGGGGAGAUUGUGAAGUCAAGCUUCUCCAAUAGUGUGUUUUGAUGAAGACAACUUUAAAUCUCUCAAGAUCAUGUACAUAUAUCAAAGAAGAAGAGAAAAGAUGCAUGACUUUAUUUGAUCAAAAUUUCAAGGAUUGUUGGAAACAAGAAGUUGAAAGUGUGAGGAUUGUUCUCAUUUCAACUUGAUAAAUCCAAGAAGAUUGUUCUUGGUGGUUUGGGUGUUAGAAGAUUGUAGGAUAAGUCUUGGGAUUAGGCUUGUACAAAUAUCUAACAAUAGUGAAAUCUCUUUCGUGUUGAAAGGGGACUGGAGUACUCUCGGAUUGUGAGGGGAACCAGUAUACAUCAUUGUGUUCUUUACUUUUCCGCAUUUUACCGCUUUCAUCACUAUUACCAAGAAAAGAAAAGAACCAUUCCAAAAUCUUCAAACACUUAACCAAAAAUAAGUACAAGUAUUCUAAAACCGGAUAAAUCUUCAAAAUCCUAAUUCACCCCCCCCCCCCUCUUAGGCGCACUCUUAAA